AUGGCAGUCCCAAAUGGCACCCGACCUGAGCGACAGAGCGGUAUGUCGAAAGGCGCCAAGCCCAGACUGAUCCGUAAAUUGGGAUGCUUGGAGCUCUACCAGGCGUCGCUGCAUGUCCUGGGCAUGUACUGCGGCACCAGCGUGGCAUGCACCUAUCGCAUUCCCGACAAGAUUGCCUCGACAGGCGAAGAAGCACUCGAGGCCGCUCUCAAUACAGCAAUCGCGCAGACCGUCUUGCAGUAUCCCGUACUACAGGUCGGCAUCUACAAGGAAGAUUCGCGCAGGCCAUCUUACAUGCAACUCGACACCGUGGAUCUAAACCAGCACGUACAAUGGAAAACGCUUGAAUCUGAAGAUGAUGUCGAUGCGGCUGCUCUUGAGACGCUCAUCACGCAGAUAGACACCAAGUUCCACGACAUCGAGGCGCGUCCGCCGUGGCGCAUCACCGUCCUCCGGCGACGGGGCUCGCAGGCAGUUGAAGUCAAUUUCGUGUGGCACCACGCCCUCGCAGACGGCAUGAGCGGCAAGAUGUUCCACGAAACGCUCCUGCGGCAUCUCACGGGCGCCGACGAUGGCUCAGUAACGCCAGGCGAGAGCCGCAUCCUCGAUGUCUCGGGCUCGGCAAAGCGCUUCCCGCCACCAAUGGAGAAGAUGGUCAAGUACCCAGUCUCAUUCGGCUACGUUCUUUCCGAGCUCUGGAAGGAGGUCCGGCCGCCGAAAGCUGGCUCCGCAGCGGAUCAGGUGCUGGCUCACUGGGCGCCAUUGCAACUGCAGCCGCCCGAGACGGAUAUCCGUCGCGUACGAUUGAGCAACGAAAGACUGCGCAUCGUCCUUGCCGCGUGUCGGCAGCAUAAUACAACGCUCACGGGACUGCUCCACGGGAUCAUCGCCGUGGCGCUUUCGUCGUUGCUGAGCAAAAAGCAGGCGCCGGGGUUCCUCGCCAAGACGGCCAUGAACAUGAGGGUGCUUACACCAGCGUCGGGCAGCCUCGUGCCAAAAGAGACCAUGGCGGACAUUGUAUCGGUGGUCGGCCACACGUUUGACCCCGACGCAACGGCUGCCAUUCGCAGCAAGAUCGAGACGGCCGCCUCUGAGUCGUCGGAACAGAGCAGGCGAGGGACGCUUGCGGAGGCGAUUUGGGCCUCUGCGGUCACCGCGCGACAAGACAUCAAGAAGGUGCUCGACCAGGGGACCAAGGACAACAUCAUUGGCGUCAUGGGCUUUGUCCCCGACUGGCGGGAUCACGGCAGGAGCGUGGCGAAGAAGCCGCGAGACUCAGCGUGGGUGAUAACUAACCUGGGGGUUAUCGACGGAGGGUUGAGCGGAGAGGACGGGGGUGCGUGCAUCAGGAGGGACGACAAUUGGCACAUCGAGGGGGGAACAUUCUCGAUCAAUGCGCAGACGACGGGAGCGGCGAUUUCGGUCUGUGUGAUCGCGGUCAAGCAUCGUGAGCUCGUCUUGGAUGUCUGCUGGCAGCGGGAUGUAAUAGACAGCAGGAUAGCGGAGGGUGUGGCCCAGGCCACCGAGGACUGGUUGACAUACUUGGGGACAGACGGGCCGAGAACAUAG
Messenger RNA from Purpureocillium lilacinum, 1569 nucleotides. RefSeq lists its product as uncharacterized. Gene Ontology annotation, molecular function: N-acetyltransferase activity. The record is from RefSeq and is a predicted model, not a curated record. NCBI's taxonomy places the organism in Eukaryota, Fungi, Ascomycota, Sordariomycetes, Hypocreales, Ophiocordycipitaceae.